AUGGCCAAGGGUUCUGUGGCCAAGACAGGACUGGGCCUGCACAGUCCCCUCAGAGCGAUGGUCCACGACCGCGAGGCUAUGGAGUUGGGGGAAUGGGAAGACUUUGCCCUCACUCAUGUCGACUUUCCAGUCGGUGACCUCUUUGGGAAAAUUUUAGCCUGCACUGCUCUUCUUCCUCAUGUCCUCAUUAUAGGCCUCAUCACUCUCGUCUUGUUCAGACGAGACCUUCAUACAAUUUUCUACAUGAUUGGUGUUGCAACAAAUGAUCUCUCUAACACCAUCCUGAAGAGAAUAUUUCAAGAAGUUCGUCCUAUGAGAAGGAAGACAUUGUAUUCUCAGUAUGGCAUGCCUUCAUCUCAUGCUCAGAUGAUUUGGUUUUUCACUGCAUAUGCAUUCCUUUUUCUUUCCAUC
Messenger RNA from Darwinula stevensoni, 411 nucleotides. The record is from the annotation of a GenBank genome assembly. NCBI's taxonomy places the organism in Eukaryota, Metazoa, Arthropoda, Ostracoda, Podocopida, Darwinulidae.